CGCCUUCCCGCCCGCCCCUAUUGUUCCGCCCCCGGCCUCCCGCCCUUCCCCUUCCCGCCCGCUCCCCUUUUCCCCUCAGUCGCCUCGCGCCUGCAGUUUUGGCUUUCUCAUUCACCCCCACCAGUGACCAAAGACUUGACCACUCAGCGUCCAGCUCCUUAGAACACUGCUCGACAUGGACACCGGUGUGAUUGAAGGUGGAUUAAAUGUCACUCUCACCAUCCGGCUACUUAUGCAUGGAAAGGAAGUUGGCAGUAUCAUCGGAAAGAAAGGAGAAUCAGUUAAGAAGAUGCGUGAGGAGAGUGGUGCACGUAUCAACAUCUCAGAAGGGAAUUGUCCUGAGAGGAUUAUCACUUUGGCUGGACCCACUAAUGCCAUCUUCAAAGCCUUUGCUAUGAUCAUUGAUAAACUGGAAGAGGACAUCAGCAGCUCUAUGACCAAUAGCACAGCUGCCAGUAGACCCCCAGUCACCCUGAGGCUGGUGGUCCCUGCUAGUCAGUGUGGCUCUCUCAUUGGGAAAGGUGGUUGCAAGAUCAAGGAAAUACGUGAGAGUACAGGGGCUCAGGUCCAGGUGGCAGGGGAUAUGCUCCCCAACUCAACUGAGCGGGCCAUCACUAUUGCUGGCAUUCCGCAGUCCAUCAUUGAGUGUGUGAAACAGAUCUGCGUGGUCAUGUUGGAGACUCUCUCCCAGUCCCCCCCGAAGGGCGUGACCAUCCCGUACCGGCCCAAGCCGUCCAGUUCUCCAGUCAUCUUUGCAGGUGGUCAGGACAGGUACAGCACAGGCAGCGACAGUGCGAGCUUUCCCCACACCACCCCGUCCAUGUGCCUCAACCCUGACCUGGAGGGACCACCUCUAGAGUUGACCAAGCUGCACCAGUUGGCAAUGCAACAGUCUCAUUUUCCCAUGACGCAUGGCAACACCGGAUUCAGUGGUUUGGAUGCAUCUGCUCAGACUACUUCUCAUGAACUCACCAUUCCAAACGAUUUGAUUGGCUGCAUAAUCGGGCGUCAAGGCGCCAAAAUCAAUGAGAUCCGUCAGAUGUCUGGGGCGCAGAUCAAAAUUGCGAACCCAGUGGAAGGAUCUACUGAUAGGCAGGUUACCAUCACUGGAUCUGCUGCCAGCAUUAGCCUGGCUCAAUAUCUAAUCAAUGUCAGUUUAGAAAACGCUAAACCCUCCUCCCAGGCAGCCUCCGUCACGAUCCCUGAUCACCUCAGCAUCAACCUCUCUCAACCCUCCACCCCUUCUUCUUCUUCUUCCUCCUCCACCACCACCCCCUCGCUCGCCACAGCGGGGACCUCCGACGCACCCUCCAGCCUCCCCAACCCUCUUCCGACCGCCCCUUGUGUCUCCAGUCUGCUUGGCAUGAAACCCAUCCCUCUCCUGGCUCUAAAUGUUGUGUCUGCUGCUAAGGGUGCCGGGGCUUCAGCUACCACCACCACCACCUCUGCCGUGCCAUGUGUAACUAACAAACUGAAAAGCGAGAAACAGAGAUUCUCUCCCUACUGAUUGCAUAUAUCUUGGGGCACGCCCUCAAGUAUUUGUUUUUGUUUUUGUUUUUGUUUUCCCUUUGUUAACAUUGGUGAGAACCAAACUAUUGUGAGCUUGUGACCGUUUCCUUUUUACUGUUUUGGGGGAUAACAGGGUGGGGGCAGGGGCAAUGGUAAACUGUUUAGGUUUAGGCCGUUUCUGCUUGAGUGCCUGUUUCAGAGUCUGACUUGUUGAAUUCUUUAUCUAGAGCCACAGUUCUUGCUCUUCUUUCUCAUUCUGUUACUUUUUUGUAGCUUUAUUCUGCCUUGCAAUAUAACAAUGUUUUAGGCUCUGUGUUAAUGAAUAAAAGCUUCUCCAUUAACCUUUUUUUUUUUUUUUUUUUUUUUUUGAUUUCAUGGUUAUCAACCAGCCUUCUUGGCCAGAUUUGUGUUUCUAGCUGUAAUAAAGUUGCCACAGUAAGAACCUUAGUUGACUGUGCUGUGAAGGAAAGAAGUUAUUUCUUUACCCAGAAUGGGGAGGCAAGUUGGGAAAAGUCUAAUAAAGUUUGCCGGCUUCUGUCUGCAUUCCUCUGAACUAGUAUUACCCCUCUCCCUGUGACAUUGGAUAAAUUUUGAACAACCAAUGGGUGACAUUGCCUCAAAUUUGGCAGGAUUCUGUCCAGUUAUCCUAAGUCAACCCUGAUUACUCAACCAGGUCCUUUUACCCUUUUAUUCUAUUCCCCGCCUACCUUUGUCUCCCCACCAACCCUGUCAUAAUUAGAGGAUUAAGACCUAGAUUUGGAAGGGACCUUUAAGAUCAACUGUAACUCAUUGAUUCACUUUAUCAGAUUAAAGAAAUAGAGGCUCUGGGAGAAUUUAAAUUUGCAGACCACAUGAGUGAGUAGUCAGGACUAGCAAUUUAUGCUUUACAUUUACUCAGUCUUCUAAGAUUGUGCUUGAUCUCCCUGAAGCCUCAUUCUUUUUCGUAUCCCAAGAUCUCUCUCUGUAAAAGAGUAGGAAUGCCGCAGGUAAAAUGGUGGAAGGGCUCUGAUAGUUUCCAUUCAGCCUGAAUGUAUUGCCAGGGUAAUGAAAGUAUGAUGCUCUUCCCAGGACUUAGAAAACCAGUGUGGAGAUUUUUUUCCUGGUGACCUUUUCCCAUAUCCUCUUUGGCUUACAUUGUUUAAAAAACAAACAACAAAAAAAACCCUAAUUAUAUUGCAAUAUAUUAACUUUUGGUAUCGUGGUCCCUCAGUCUCAUAUUGGGGCUGUGAAUAAGUGUUACAUGUCCCAAGUCUGCAUGAAGGACUAGGGGGGCAAAUUUCAUUGUCCAGAUAGGGUUUUUCUUGUUGGUUGCUAGAUGCUCCUUUAUCGUGUGGUCCAGCUUUCCUUAGUAAGCUCUUUUUAUAUCUUGCUGAUACCAUCUCCCCCAGAAACCUGGUUUUUAUUUUAUCUAGUUCUUGAUUUUAGAAGGCCUCUUUACCUAAUGAGUACUCCCUAAAGGAUUGCUUGGAAGGAAGUCAGAUGUUUUAAGGGCUGACCAAAAUCACUGCAUCCAAAGGUACUUCUUGGUGCUCGAUUUUUUAGUAGCUUACAGCUCCCCCAUGUGGUCCUUCUAUUCUGGAGUCCUUAACACAGUAUUUCUGGUUGGGUUUUCCCUUCUCCUUGCCCCCUCUCCCUGCCACCCCCAAUUCCUGCCCAGGCUGUGUAUAAAUUCUGGACUAUUCUUUUUGAGUUCUUUUUGGUGCCAGAGUGCCACCACCUUCUUACAUUAACUUAGUGUUUUUUAGGUCCUAGAUCUAAACUGUUUGCGGCAGCUCCUUUCCUCAACCUUCAGUUCCCACUAAACUCUUUGAUUCAGGAUCUGUUGUUUACGUUGCUCUAAAUCAUCCCAUUUUGAGGUUGGCAAGAACCUACCCCCUUUAAGAACUAUUUUCCUUUAUGCUGAGGUUACAAUAGCAUUUCUGACUUGAAACUAAAUGCAGUUUGUAGUUGAAGGACCUAUUUCCUGCCCUUCCCCCACCCCCUUGCCCCUGCCUUCCUGGCCAGUUUUUGGAUUUGCGUUAUUCUGGAAGAGAUGCAAAUGCUCUCUUGACAUGAAUGCCAGUAAAUUUA
This is a messenger RNA of Balaenoptera musculus (blue whale), 3579 nucleotides long. It is a transcript of the gene PCBP2, whose product is annotated as poly(rC) binding protein 2. Gene Ontology annotation, biological process: regulation of RNA metabolic process; regulation of gene expression. Gene Ontology annotation, molecular function: mRNA binding; single-stranded DNA binding. The transcript has 13 exons. The record is from RefSeq and is a predicted model, not a curated record. Lineage: Eukaryota; Metazoa; Chordata; Mammalia; Artiodactyla; Balaenopteridae. Gene Ontology annotation, cellular component: nucleoplasm; cytoplasm; nucleus. Bases 176 to 1507 code for a protein of 443 amino acids.